AUGAGCAAGCCGCCCUCGCCACGACGGUCACACAGUGACCCAGGCCUUGAGCGCCUAGAUACGCGCUUGAGCUCGGACGAGGGGUACGUUCCGUCACUGCCCUCAACCCCACCUCGUCCCACGAUCGAGCGAACACAAACAAAUGGCUCAGGUAAGCCAUACUCUGCCUUUGACGAGCGCACAAAGUGGACCGUAGCGGCACUGGGCGGCGUCGCGGCCGUCUUCUCGCCCAUCAGCUCCAACAUCUUCGUGCCCAUCAUCCCGCUCUUGGCGAAAGAGUUCAACCGGAGCGAGCAAGAUAUCACCCUCGCCGUGACGGUCUAUCUCGUGUGCCAAGCCGUGACGCCGUCCUUUUUCGGUGCUGCAAGCGACAGUUAUGGCCGUCGACCCAUAUUCCUCAUCACAAUGGUCAUUUACCUUGGCGCAAACAUCGGGCUCUCGCUCAUGCCUACGUCUGCGUACUGGCUCCUCCUAUUGCUGCGAUCCGUGCAAAGCAUUGGCGGCAGCGCUGUGAUAUCCAUCGGCGCCGGCGCUGUUGCCGACAUUGCCGCGCCAAGGGAGAGGGGAAAGUACAUGGCUAUCUUUACUUGUGGUGCAAUGAUCGGGCCGGCCAUCGGGCCGUUCUUGGGCGGUCUGUUGGCUCAGACUCUCGGAUGGCGCUCCGUGUUCUGGUUCCUCACCAUCGCUACGAUCUGCGUCAUGGUCCCAUUUCUCUUCUUUUAUCCCGAAACACUGAGGAGUAUUGUCGGGGACGGGUCGAUACCCCCGCCACCUCUCAACGCUUCCCCGAUCGCAUUGUGGCACAUGCACCAACAAAAGAAGGCUGGCGUCGAGCCAGAUCCCAUCGACCGCCCACUACACAAGAAAUACAACCCUCUCUCAGCCUUUUUGAUCCUCUUCACGCCCGAGCUCCUCAUCAUCUUCGUAUUCGUUUCCCUCCCUUACCUCGAAUUCUACUGCCUCCUGACCGUCUUCUCAACAGCCCUCAAGGACAGCUACCACCUCUCGGAACUGCAGAUCGGUCUCUGUUACCUCCCCGGUGGGGCUGGUACUAUUACCAGUGCCCUCCUAAAUGGCAAGCAGCUGGACUGGUAUUACCAGCGCGAGGAGAGACGAGUUGGCGGUGAACAUCGAAAAAAGCCAGAUACGUUCCGCCUCGAACUGACCCGCAUACGUUGCAUGUACCCCUUCAUGGCCGUGUUUUGUAGCGCAGCCAUCGCACUCGGCUGGUGUCUCCAAGCACGAGCCCCCUUGGCCGCCACGCUGGUCAUGCAGUUCCUCGUGGGCCUGGGAACGGGAACGAUUAGCACAGCAACGAUUUACGGGCAGGACAUCUUACCUGGAAAGGGAGGGGCUGUUAGUGCGAGUUUGAACCUCGUACGAUGCGCUUUUGGGGCAUUGGGAACCGGCGUCAUCCAACUCAUGUAUACCGCAUUGGGGGCGGGGUGGACGUUUGUGCUCCUCUCUGGCAUCUGUGUUGCUGGCACGCCCCUCUCCUUUGUGGUGAUUCGGUAUGGCAAGGGGUGGCGGGACGCUCGAGAGGCCCGGGCGGCAGCGAAGCGUGCCAAGAAGAGUGUGAGCAUCAACUUGGGCGAGAGGAAGGAGGCAAGGGCCGACGUGUGUCAGGAGGGCGAGGAGAAGGCGCAGAGAUCAUGA
Molecule: messenger RNA, 1656 nt
Organism: Cutaneotrichosporon cavernicola
Lineage: Eukaryota; Fungi; Basidiomycota; Tremellomycetes; Trichosporonales; Trichosporonaceae
Gene: QDR1
Exons: 4
Coding region: 1-1656 (551 amino acids)
Biological process (GO): transmembrane transport
Cellular component (GO): plasma membrane
Molecular function (GO): transmembrane transporter activity
Source: RefSeq, a predicted model, not a curated record